UGACAAUACCACCAACAACAUUUCUACAAUCACACCAGCACGAGAAGAGCAAGACAGACAGACCAGCAGUCAUGGCGUCUCGCAUUGUGUGCCAAAAGCCGUCGUAUGUGAAGGGUGUCGCCCAUGCCCUGCGGCUGCUGUGUGAGGCAAACCCUCCGCUUGUGACGAGGAUGGUUGUGCACCCCAUGCAGCGGUCGAUACGCGUGGCGCGUCAGUUUGACAUUCGCGUCGUCGGGGAGUCAACGCACGGAUACAGACUCAGAGCCAAGCGCGACAACACACUCCAAGAGGUGUUUGCGGUGACUUCUGUCCCACGCAAUAUGCUGCAGUAUGCUGUGGAUGAGGUGAUUGGAAAGAACCACCUGGCGCGACUUCAGAGGCAGCCACUCCCAAGUGGUGUCACAGACGAGCAAUACAAGGAAUUCCAGGCCCAGCUGCGAGCAGCGCACGCGAACCAACAAUCAACGGCGUGAAUGCUAGCAGAGGCAGUGAUACUUGAUGUGGUUUUCGAAUUUGGGUGGCACGGCACGCUCAGCUGCUGUAGUCAUGAUGGUGACAGUGACAACCUGCCGCCUCCACCCUGUGUGUGUGUGUGUGUGUGUGUGUGUGUGUGUGUGUGUGUGAAGGUGCAAUACUCUUGUCCUUGUACAUUCCCUCAACGGUCCACUUGCCGUGGGUGAUUGGCGGCAGUUGGUGCGGUGCUGCUGCCGUUUGUGGUUGUGAUCAGCUUCAGUAUUGUUUGCUUG
This is a messenger RNA of Salpingoeca rosetta, 746 nucleotides long. RefSeq lists its product as uncharacterized. The record is from RefSeq and is a predicted model, not a curated record. The transcript has 2 exons. The coding region runs from base 72 to 473 and encodes 133 amino acids. Lineage: Eukaryota; Choanoflagellata; Craspedida; Salpingoecidae.